AUGUGGGACGAGGAGUGCAACCACCAUCUUUUCACAGACCAAGCACUAACUCUCACACAGCCGCUUCUAGAUGUAAUAGCAUCAUUUGGCCUGGAGAUGCUGCUUCCUGCAGCCACCCCCACGCUUCAAGCUUCAGGAACGAAGAAUUUUACCCGCCCAGAUAAUGUCUUUGGAUCAGAUUCACUUGAGUGCAGGCUGACUUCCUGCGAUGUAACUCCAGAGCUCCGUCCCCCCAAAACGGACCACUUUCCCAUUUCCACAUCCAUCGAUGUCUCCGUACAUCAUGAGGAGUCCGAGAGAUGUCACAACUUUCGUAAUGUCGACUGGCCGGAAUUUCGUCACACUUUGCAAGAACAGCUUGCCAGUGCCCAUGCACCGACCAGGGAAAUCCAGUCUAUGGAGGACUUCAACUCCAUCCUGACUUCGGUAAUGCAAGCAGUGGAAUACACCAUUGACGUUCAUGUCCCCGUGUCUACUCCUACUCCCUACACGAAAUGA
This is a messenger RNA of Sparassis crispa, 498 nucleotides long. RefSeq lists its product as hypothetical. Lineage: Eukaryota; Fungi; Basidiomycota; Agaricomycetes; Polyporales; Sparassidaceae. The record is from RefSeq and is a predicted model, not a curated record. The transcript has a single exon. The coding region runs from base 1 to 498 and encodes 165 amino acids.